Molecule: messenger RNA, 155 nt
Organism: Loa loa (African eye worm)
Lineage: Eukaryota; Metazoa; Nematoda; Chromadorea; Rhabditida; Onchocercidae
Exons: 1
Source: RefSeq, a predicted model, not a curated record
AAUCAAAAUUUGAAAGAUGUGCUUCUAAACUUCUUAAUCAUAAUGAUGGUAGUUUAUCGGAAACGACUAUUGUAAUCAAUGAUAUAUCAGAAUGUGAAUAUAUACGUUAUGAUGCAUCGUAUCAGAGUAUUGGAGCAAAAAAUUUUUGGAUGUAA